Messenger RNA from Salvia hispanica, 730 nucleotides. Its product is annotated as large ribosomal subunit protein eL28z-like. Gene Ontology annotation, cellular component: ribosome. Gene Ontology annotation, molecular function: structural constituent of ribosome. The record is from RefSeq and is a predicted model, not a curated record. Gene Ontology annotation, biological process: translation. NCBI's taxonomy places the organism in Eukaryota, Viridiplantae, Streptophyta, Magnoliopsida, Lamiales, Lamiaceae.
CCAAUUCCCGAAUCACACAUAUAUUUCACAACAUCGUCUUCUUCGUUAUUCCUCAAGGCCGCCUCUCUGUGAAACCCUCGAUUCCCCAUUCUCUCCAAUCAGAAAUGGCGACGGUUCCUGGGCAGCUGAUAUGGGAGAUCGUGAAGAAGAACAAUUCGUUUUUGGUGAAGGAGUUCGGGAACGGAACCGCCAGUGUGAAGUUCAGCAAGGAGCCUAACAAUCUCUACAACUUGCACUCCUACAAGCACUCUGGGUUGGCAAACAAGAAAACUGUGACCAUUCAACCAGGAAAGGAUCAGUCUGUGCUGCUUGCAACGACUAAGACCAAGAAACAGAACAAGCCCUCCACUUUGCUUAACAAGUCUCUCAUGAAGAAGGAAUUCAACCGCAUGGCAAAGGCUGUCGUCAAUCAGGUGGCUGAUAACCAUUACAGGCCGGACCUGAAGAAGGCAGCACUUGCAAGGCUAAGUGUUGUUAACAGAAGCCUCAAGGUUUCCAAGUCCGGAGCCAAGAAGAAGAACAGGCAGAGAAUAACUGCCUAGAUCCGGGUUAGAGUAUGUUAAGCAGCCGAUGGAUAAGCCUGAGUUUCUUUUCAUGUCUAUUUCGUGCACUUAUGCGUGCCAUCGAGACCAAAUUUUUUGCAGUUGUCUUUUUACCAUGUCUAUUUCGUGCACUUAUAUAUGGUUCAGAUUUUAUUGAGUGGAGCUAUGGUAUUUAUUUUUUGGACCAA